This is a messenger RNA of Pipistrellus nathusii (Nathusius's pipistrelle), 783 nucleotides long. The record is from the annotation of a GenBank genome assembly. NCBI's taxonomy places the organism in Eukaryota, Metazoa, Chordata, Mammalia, Chiroptera, Vespertilionidae.
AUGAUGAGGUCAUUCAACCAGUUUUCAUCAGCCCCAGGCGGGGCCGGCAAAGGUGGUGGCGACGAGCCCGGGAAGCCGCCGCAGCCGGCGGAGGAGGAAGCCCCGGUUCUGCACGGCACCGGCCACUGCAAGUGGUUCAACGUGCGCAUGGGGUUCGGGUUCAUCUCCAUGAGCAGCCGAGAGGGGAGCCCCUUGGACAUCCCAGUCGAUGUGUUCGUGCACCAAAGCAAAUUAUUCAUGGAAGGAUUUAGAAGCCUAAAAGAAGGAGAACCGGUGGAAUUCACAUUUAAAAAAUCUUCCAAAGGCCUUGAAUCAAUACGGGUAACAGGACCUGGCGGGAGCCCCUGUGUAGGAAGUGAAAGAAGACCCAAAGGGAAGGCACUACAGAAAAGGAGACCAAAGGGAGAUAGAUGCUACAACUGUGGUGGCCUUGAUCAUCAUGCUAAGGAAUGCAGUCUACCUCCUCAGCCAAAGAAGUGCCAUUACUGUCAGAGCAUCACACACAUGGUGGCCAACUGCCCGCUCAAAACUGCUGCGCAGCCGCCCGCCAGUUCUCAGGGAAGACAGGAAGCGGACCCUCAGCCAUGCACUGCGGCCCUCCCACGGGAGGCGGGGGGAGGGCACGGCCGUCCAUCACCCCCAUUUCCUCAGGAGGCGAGGGCCGAGCCGGCAGAGCGGCCGGGCAGGGCCCCGCAGGAAGCUUCCUCCACGAAGGCGGCGGCGGCGGCCCCCGAGGAACAAAGCAGAAAGGGGCCUUCCAUCCAGAAGAGGAAAAAGACAUAA